Molecule: messenger RNA, 1619 nt
Organism: Zingiber officinale
Lineage: Eukaryota; Viridiplantae; Streptophyta; Magnoliopsida; Zingiberales; Zingiberaceae
Product: vicilin-like seed storage protein At2g28490
Exons: 5
Coding region: 49-1461 (470 amino acids)
Source: RefSeq, a predicted model, not a curated record
UUGGGUUAGGAACAGCGAUCAGGCGAUCGAAUUGGAAAUCGAGUUCAGAUGAACAAGUCCAAUCCAUGGACGGCGCUGGCGUUGCUGUUGCUGGUUUGCUGCUUCACGGUGGCGGCGGCGGCGAGCGCAUUCAGGCUGGAGAAGUGGGAGCAGGUGGUGAAGACGGAGACCGGCGAGGUGAGAGUGCUGAGGGGGUCCGAUUCGCCUUCCAAGAGGCAAGGGGCCGGCGCCGGCUCCGAUCGUACGAACUCUAUUCACAUCGGCUUCAUCUUCAUGGAGCCCAAGUCUCUGUUCAUCCCUCAGUACUUGGAUUCCAGUCUCGUCCUCUUCGUUCACAGAGGGGAAGUGAGGGUCGGCUGGGUUUACAAGGAUGAUCUAGUGGAGAAGCAGCUCAAGAUGGGCGACAUCCUCCACAUCCCCGCCGGCUCCACCUUCUACAUGGUCAACACUAGCAAAGGUCAACGCCUGCAAAUUAUCUGCAGCGUCGACGCCUCUGAGAGCUUGGGUUUCCCUCCUUAUCAGUCAUUCUUCGUCGGCGGCGGAAGGAACCCUGUUUCAGUGCUCGCCGGAUUUCACAAGUCAACUCUCAGCACGGCAUUUAACGUUACUCAGGAAGAGAUCGAGACGAUCUUGGGAUCUCAAACUGGUGGGCCGAUUGUGAUGGUGACCGACGACGUGGCGGCGGGAAAAGAUCGCCGCCGGGGAAAAGGAGACAGAGGGAGGAGGGGCUUGCUGCUGGAUUUUGACAGUGAAGAGGAGGAGGAGGAGGAGGAGGAGGAGGAGGAGCAGAGGUGGUCGUGGAGAGAGCUUCUGGAAAAUUUCAUGAUCGGAGUCGGAGGAGGUGGCUCCGGUGAUGAUCGGAGAAAUGCCAAGAAAGGCCCGGUUAAAUCGCCUCAUCCUUACAACCUUUAUGAUCGUGAUCCCGACGUUAAGAACAAGUACGGGUGGAGCCUCGCCGUCGACGAGCAUGACUACAAACCCCUGAAGCACUCCGACAUUGGUGUCUACAUUGUCAACCUGACUGCUGGAUCGAUGCUGGCGCCGCACGUGAACCCAAGGGCGGCGGAGUACGGCGUGGUCCUCGGCGGCUCGGGGAGGAUCGAAGUGGUGUUCCCCAACGGCACGGCGGCGGCGAGUGUGGAGGUGGCGGCGGGGGACGUCUUUUGGAUCCCGCGCUACUUCCCGUUUUGCCAGAUCGCGUCGCGGAGCGGCCCGAUGGAGUUCUUCGGGUUCACGACGUCGUCGCGCCGGAACCGGCCGCAGUUCCUGGCGGGGGCGCGCUCGGUGCUGACGGCGAUGGUGGGGCCGGAGCUCGCGGCGGCGUUCGGGGUGCCGGAGGAGAUUCUGAGAGAGGUGGUAAAGGCGCAGAGCGAGGCCGUCAUCAUGCCCGCCCGGCCGUCGCCGGAGCCAACAAGGAAAGAAAAGGAGAGAGAAGAAAAGAUGGAACGGCGCGAGAAGUAGUAGCAUCAGUCGUGGCUCCUGUUGUGGGUGGAGACUGUGGAGUCGUGUUUCUAAAUAAUGUUUUGGGCCUCUUAAUCAAAUAAUAAAUGCAAAUUUAAUGAGAUUAAUGGGAGUUAAGCAAUGUAAGCCAAAAUUUGAGAUUAAUACCUUCCUAAUCA